AGUAAAUAGUAGGUACCUAUUUAAGAACAGUACAUUGAUGACGUAGCGCUCUGACUCUGACCUUGUGAGUGUUUGUAAAGUAGAAAAGUUCAAGCAUAUCUCAACUCACGGUAGCUUAAGAGUGAUGUUUAGAUUGAAGUUCAUUCGGUCUUUGAUGAAUACGAAAAUGUCAAAAACACCGAAUUUUGUUCGUGCAAAUCACAAUGAUAGAUUAAAAGGAAAAGUGGCGAUUGUAACGGCAUCCACCGAAGGGAUUGGCUAUGCAAUCGCAAAAAGGUUGGGUCAUGAAGGCGCUUCAGUCGUCAUAAGCAGUAGAAAAGAAGAUAAUGUUGAAAACGCAGUUAAAAGCUUACGCAGCGAUGGUAUUACAGUAGAAGGAAUAGUUUGUCAUGUUGCAAAUUCAGAUCAUAGAAAAAAAUUGUUUGAAGUGGCUAAAAGCAAGUUUGGUGGCUUGGAUAUUCUUGUGUCGAAUGCGGCAGUCAAUCCAACAGUUUCUCCUAUUUUAGAGACGGAUGAACAAGUAUGGGACAAGAUAUUCGAAAUAAAUGUAAAGAGUUCAUGGCUAUUAGCCAAAGAAGCGUACCCUGAGUUAAUUAAAAGAGGAGGUGGAAACAUUGUGUUUAUUUCUUCAAUUGCUGCAUACCAGCCUAUGGAGCCCUUAGGUGCCUACAGCGUUAGUAAAACGACACUGUUAGGAUUAACAAAAGCAAUAGCUAAUGAAGUAGUCCAUGACAAUAUAAGAGUAAAUUGUGUCGCACCUGGAAUAGUUGCAACAAAAUUUGCUUCUGCAAUAACAAAUUCAGAAGCUGGGGCGGAGAAGAGCUUAUCAAUUGUUCCAUUGAAAAGAUUUGGCAAACCAGAGGAAAUUGCUAGUGCAGUUGCGUUUUUAACUUCAAAUGACGCUAGCUACAUAACUGGAGAAACCAUUGUAGUUGCAGGGGGCGCCCAUGCGCAUCUUUAAUGGUUUACCAAUAAUAAUUGGUCUGUUUUACUUGUGUUUUGGGUUUAAUUGUGGUGUUAAUUGUCGAAUAUAUUAUUUUAAAGUAUA
Molecule: messenger RNA, 1048 nt
Organism: Bombyx mandarina (wild silkworm)
Lineage: Eukaryota; Metazoa; Arthropoda; Insecta; Lepidoptera; Bombycidae
Gene: Dhrs4
Product: Dehydrogenase/reductase 4
Molecular function (GO): carbonyl reductase (NADPH) activity
Source: RefSeq, a predicted model, not a curated record